Molecule: messenger RNA, 2406 nt
Organism: Liolophura sinensis
Lineage: Eukaryota; Metazoa; Mollusca; Polyplacophora; Chitonida; Chitonidae
Product: serine beta-lactamase-like protein LACTB, mitochondrial
Exons: 7
Coding region: 1-1761 (586 amino acids)
Biological process (GO): proteolysis; regulation of lipid metabolic process
Cellular component (GO): mitochondrion
Molecular function (GO): peptidase activity
Source: RefSeq, a predicted model, not a curated record
AUGAUAGGAGCGUUGCGUAAGGGGAGAUAUUUUUUAAAAUCCGUGGUAGUUUGUUAUCAAACAUCGCUAUCUUUCAGUAGGAACAGUAACGUGCUGCUAAAAUUCCAAACAUGGAGCAAAAUAUCUGCCAAAAUUUUGAGUUUAGGUGCCGGAUCCGUGAUCGUUGCAGGUGUUAUUUUAGCACAGGCGGCACGUGACAACUCCCCGCGCGAGGAGGCGGAUCUACAGUGUGACGUAACUGAAAAUAACACGCGAGCACGUGGAGGACAUAAAGUGAAAGACAAAGGGCAAAAUGAAACCAAAGCAGAAAGGAAAAGACUACAUGAUGCUGUUGUGGAAUCCCGCGAUCUGAUUCAGAGAAUAAAGGAUGAAGCAGGGUGUCCUGGUGUUGUUAUAGGAGUCAGUGUGGACGGGAAAACUGUGUGGUCUGAAGGUGUAGGCUUCUCUGAUCUAGAAAAUCGUAUUGCCAUUGGUCCAGAAAAAGUCUUCCGUAUUGCCAGCAUCAGCAAGUCUAUCACUAUGUCCAUUGUUGCUAAAUUGUGGGAGUCUGGCAAGUUGGAUUUAGACGCUCCUGUGCAAAAAUAUGUGCCUGACUUUCCUGAGAAGUCAGUGAAUGGGGAAAAGGUUACCAUAACAACCAGACAUCUUGUGUCUCACCUCUCAGGUAUUAGGCAUUAUAAGAAGGAGUCAAUGAAAACAGAAUCUGAGGAAAAACAGGAUGUGAAAGACAAAAAAUCUAAAGAGAAGAAAAACGACAAUGAGAGAAGAAAUGUGGAAGGAGAUGAAAAAUAUAAAGAGUUUUAUUUGAAAAAAAAGUUUGCAACAACAAAAGAGGCUUUAGAGCUAUUUAAAGACGACCCUCUUCUGCACAAGCCAGGCAGUAAGUUCCUGUACACGACACACGGUUGGACGCUGGUUAGUGCUGUUCUGGAGGGAGCCUCUGGCCAAACCUUUCCCAAACUGCUGACCAGUCUUUUCAAGGACCUGGGUAUGUCCAGCACUUACCUGGAUGUGAAUGAGCCUUUGAUUUACCAUCGUGGCAGGCAUUACGUGAAAAACAAGAAGGGCCGAAUGAUUAAUGCUCCUUAUGUGGACAACUCAUACAAAUGGGCUGGUGGUGGAUUACUCUCCACAGUCGGGGAUCUAAUGAAGUUCGGCAAUGUUAUGUUGUACAGUUUUCAGCGCGAUGAUGGCACCAAUCAGGUACGAGGAGAACGCAAAUCAGAGAUGAAAUCUAAGUCAAAAUUUGAAUGUAGAUCCAAAAUGGACGGAAUUGGUGGGAAUGUAAAUCUUCCUGGGUAUUUGAAACGCGAGACUGUUCAGAAACUGUGGACAGUGGUGGAGAAUGCCUCGCCUGGCGGGGAAACUUCAUGGGGUUAUGGUAUGGGGUGGAGCGUGAUGCCGGAGACGUACAAGUACGGAUUCUGUGAACAUCAGCGUUACUUCGUCUCCCACUCGGGCGGUGCCAUGGGCGGGAGCAGCAUCCUGCUGGUAUACCCCAGUGACAAGAACACACAAUGUCAAAAACAUCGUAGAAAUGAAUCCCAAGGUCAAGGUCAAGGUCAGCAGCAAAGCCCAGUAAAGAAGGUUUUGUCUGUAGAUAAUCAGUCUUCAGGUGACGUUGUUAGCCAGAGUCCUUCAGACGGACAAGACCGGUUGCCUCAGGGAAUUGUUGUUGCCGUCAUAGCGAACACCAGUGCUGUGGGACUGAGCAAGACGGCAUUCAACAUUGCUCAGAUAUUUGAACAAGUUUAUAGAUAGGUGAAGUUUAUUAUUUUUUGUUGGGCGUUUGGGUAUCUACACGUUGCUUCUGACUUCAGUUCUGCCUCUCAUUUCACCACGUGUAAUAUCAAAUGGGGAAACCAUACUAUGCAGUUACAUGUAGUAAUAGUUUGCAUAUACAAAUCAUGGUUCUGUCUGUAUUGCUUACUCUCUGAUCAGAUCUCACUUGGCAAUUUGGCAUUUUGUAAGACGGAUCGGAAGCUAGAGACCACGUGAUCUCCUUAGUAAAAAACGGCGUGGGUGAAGAAAAUGAUCCCAACUUUAUUGCAUAGGAAAAUGCCUAUUGAUCGUUAUCAGUGAUGUUGUACCGUUGGAUUUGUAUAAUUUUGAGCUUUCCAGGUGUUUCUGCUUUAGAGCUUUUGCGAUGUUAUUUUGUACAACUAAGCCCUAUUGAUCGCUAGCGAAGUAACAAAAAGUGACCUUUUCCAUUGGGCGGCCAUUUUGUUUUACAGACGAAAGGGUGGUCAUGUGACCUCUAACUUACAACCCGGCCUACAGAAUACACCUUUGUCUAAGUCAGUGUAUGCGUUAUGUGCUCAUGACACAUUGUUGUAUUACAUGGGGCAAAAUUAAACUUGUAAUUUGUAAUAAUUUAUAAGUCUUGACAAUAAAUAAUGCUCAAAU